AUGAAGGACCUCCUCACACUGGCUUUGUUCCUGGCUUGUAGUGUGCCUGCUGUACCAGGGAGCUUGCUAGAACUGAAUUCAAUGAUUGAGAAGGUGACUGGAAAGACUGCUCUGAUGGACUAUGGCUUCUACGGCUGUUAUUGUGGCUUCGGCGGUCGAGGGACCCCCAAGGAUGGUACCGAUUGGUGCUGUUGGGUGCAUGACCGUUGCUAUGGGCAGCUGGAGGAGAAAGGCUGCUACAUCUGGACACAGUCAUACAGAUACAGAUUCGCACGGGGCCUGGUCACCUGUGAGCUCGGACCCCUCUGCCAGCAGCAGCUCUGCACCUGCGACCAGAAGCUCGUCUACUGCCUGAAGAGAAACCUGUGGAGCUACAACCCUCUUUACCGUUACUUUCCCAACAUCCUCUGCAUCUAG
Diceros bicornis minor is the source of this 417-nucleotide messenger RNA. It is a transcript of the gene PLA2G5, whose product is annotated as phospholipase A2 group V. The coding region runs from base 1 to 417 and encodes 138 amino acids. NCBI's taxonomy places the organism in Eukaryota, Metazoa, Chordata, Mammalia, Perissodactyla, Rhinocerotidae. The transcript has 4 exons. Gene Ontology annotation, molecular function: calcium ion binding; phospholipid binding. The record is from RefSeq and is a predicted model, not a curated record. Gene Ontology annotation, biological process: phospholipid metabolic process; arachidonate secretion; lipid catabolic process.